Messenger RNA from Fusarium mangiferae, 291 nucleotides. RefSeq lists its product as uncharacterized. Bases 1 to 291 code for a protein of 96 amino acids. Lineage: Eukaryota; Fungi; Ascomycota; Sordariomycetes; Hypocreales; Nectriaceae. The record is from RefSeq and is a predicted model, not a curated record. The transcript is spliced from 6 exons.
AUGUUUCUCUUUCUAGCACGCCCCCGACAUGGUCGCCUGGCUGAAAAGCCGGGCAGAUGCCCGAGACAAAGAGAAACGGGCCCUUGUGGCCAAGGCGGCGGUGAGUUUAAUUGCAUCCCCACGGCCUUGGUUCAUCAAGCCCAUAGGUCAAUUGCUAAUGUGUUUCAGGCCCUGGAUUUGCAGAUCCAGAAAGAUAUCGAACACGCUGCCGACUGGCAGCUGAAGGCCGACGAACUCGAGGCCGAGGAGGCUAAGCCCGAGGAGACCGAUCUUGAGGAGGAAAGAUAUUGA